This is a messenger RNA of Colletotrichum karsti, 2064 nucleotides long. Its product is annotated as Sir2 family protein. The record is from RefSeq and is a predicted model, not a curated record. The transcript has a single exon. Bases 1 to 2064 code for a protein of 687 amino acids. Gene Ontology annotation, cellular component: mating-type region heterochromatin. Gene Ontology annotation, molecular function: NAD+ binding; histone deacetylase activity, NAD-dependent. Gene Ontology annotation, biological process: regulation of DNA repair; pericentric heterochromatin formation; replication-born double-strand break repair via sister chromatid exchange. Lineage: Eukaryota; Fungi; Ascomycota; Sordariomycetes; Glomerellales; Glomerellaceae.
AUGGACGCAUCAUCCUCCCCUUCAAAUAUGGACGUCGACGCGCACCAGCAAUCCUCUUCUCCCUCAGAUUCGCCGCUUUCCUCGCCUCUGUCUGUCCUAUCGAAGUCGCCGUCAGUACCGUCAUCCCCUGAAGUCGAUCUCGACGCGUCGAAGCGUUACCCGUCGCCCACCUCCUCCAUGCCUUCAGGCGCACAGUCUCCCGUCAAGCUGGAGAACCCCGACAACUCCGUGCCUGCCAUCAAGCUCGACGACCAAGCUGACUCCAUCAAUGUCACCUCCAGCGACGCCGGCGAACCCCAACCCCCGCGGAAGCGCCGCAAAAUUACCCCUCCCAAGGAGCGCACAACCCAACGCCUUGAUUUGGACACAUGCGCCGAGGACGAUGAGAAUUUGACGCGUCUGGUCUCUGCGCUCAAGAAGAGGAAAAAAAUCGUCGUCAUUGCAGGUGCUGGCAUAUCGGUUUCUGCCGGCAUCCCCGACUUUCGUUCCAAGACGGGUCUUUUCGCGACUUUACCCAACGAACACAAGAUGAAGGGUUCCGGCAAGCAUCUUUUCGACGCGUCUGUCUACAAGCACGACUCCUCCACCGAAAAGUUUCACAAAAUGAUUUGCGACCUAUCCACCAUGGUCAAUACUGCCGAGCCCACUCCCUUUCACCAUCUACUCGCGUCAAUGGCCAUCGAAAAGCGACUACUGCGACUUUACAGCCAAAAUGUUGAUUGCAUCGACACCAACAUGGAACCUCUGAAGACAACUGUCCCUUUGAAUACCAAAGGGCCUUGGCCGAAAACCAUCCAGCUACAUGGCAGCGUCGAACACAUGGUCUGUUCGAAAUGCGGCGAGAUCAAGCGACUAAACACAGAACUUUUCGUGGGUCACGAGGCUCCACUAUGUGCAGUGUGCGAGGAGCAAGAUCACGUACGGGCCAUGUAUGACAGGCGAAGUCACGGCAUUGGGCGCUUGAGGCCCCGAAUGGUGCUCUACAACGAAUUCAACCCGGAUGAGGAGGCGAUUGGGAAGGUUUCUAGUGUGGACCUAAAGUCGCGCCCUGAUGCGGUCAUUGUUGUUGGCACUAGCCUGAAAAUUCCUGGUGUCAGAAGACUCGUCAAGGAGUUGUGUCAGGUGACCCGCAGUCGCAGGGACGGGUUUACUGCGUGGAUCAACACCGACUCCGAACCGCAGCAUAACGACUUUAAAGAUUGCUGGGAUUUGGUGGUUCGUGGAAAGUGCGACGAUGUCGCUCAUUGGGUUGGAUUGCCUCGAUUCGACGAGCCAACACAGAGCGGCGACCCCUAUCUAACCGAGCGGGACGAGCAGCAGCGCAAGGCCAGGAUACUUCGAGACGAGCUUCAGGUCAACAUCGUCUCACCUCCUCCUGGAUCGCCCACCAAAUCCGAGUCUGACUCUGCAGCUGGAAACAAAAAGCGCAAAUUCGUCGACCCAGUUCAGGGCAUUCCGACCCCGACAGCGAGCCCGAAGAUCAAGGCUGCCGACACCGGAAAGAAGCCCGGUAGACCCAAGCAAAGCAAGCUACCUUUCAGUGGCCGCCAAAUCUCGGAGAGCGACGCGUCGGCAAAGAAGGUCAAGAAGGCUACGACCAAGAAGCCUCGCAAAUCCAAUGUCAAGAAGUCGACCGAGCCUCCCAAAAAUGCGCUCAGUCAGACUUUCAAGACCCAGAAGAACCGGGAGCUUGCCGACAUGCCUCAGGAGACCUUGGCCGGCAAGCUGGACAACCAGCACUACAAAUUCGGCGAAGACAAACUUAGUGGCUCGCUUCCGCCUUUGCGACCGGAGGGUCAGAAGCCGGCGAAAAACAUUUACUACCCCGAAAAACCUACAGUCGAAUCCUCACGGGAAGAGAACACGGCCUCGUCAAAGCCUACCCAGAAUAUUUCGCGUCCAACUUUGACAGAACGACCCAAGUCCUCCCCCGGCACCGGCAUCACGUUAGAAAGGACCAAAUCCGAGGUACGACCAGCCACGCCCAUGCAUGAGCGGCGGAAAUCGGCCGAUACCAUCUCACCCCCAUCGCGUCCAAGAGGCAUGGAGGCGUUAGUGGACUGA